Messenger RNA from Rubroshorea leprosula, 3566 nucleotides. The record is from the annotation of a GenBank genome assembly. NCBI's taxonomy places the organism in Eukaryota, Viridiplantae, Streptophyta, Magnoliopsida, Malvales, Dipterocarpaceae.
GUCUACUUCAGAUUGUUCCUUACCGAUCUGCAGCACCGACUUCCAUAUUUCUCUGUGGCCGUCGAUACACACCACCGGCGCCAUCGACGGAGCUAAAGCCCUGCUGUUUAUUUCAAGAUCUCAUGCCCAUAGCCAUGUAAAACUUGAAGAGCUCCUCCAUCUCACAGACAGGGUUUGAGUUUAAUCAGGCCAAUGGACUUUCUGCACAGUGUACUGUCUGAUGGAAGUGGCAGUCUUAUGUCAGAUGGUAUUAAAGCAGUUGUGAAUUAUCUUAAUGAACAAAGAAUAGAACCGGAGGAUUAUUCUAAAUUAUUAAAGGAUGCAGCAAAGAUGCUUUUGGCGCUAAGAGAUGAUAAUGAACAGAAAAUCAAGCGAUUCCAAAAUCAUACCAGAAGAACCUCUAGGUUUUACAAUGAGUGGCAUAUUAGAGUGCCUAGAAUUGUUUCAGACCUAGAGAAAUUACAAACUGAAUGUGAAAAACACAGGAAUUUAUUGGAAGACUGUUCCAUUAGAUCAAUCCUUCAUGAAAAGGUGAGAAGUUAUUUGGAUAGGGUCGACAGGUUUCUAGAACAGGGAAAAUUUACAGAAGAAUUUCUUGUUGAUCAACCUCCAGAACCUGUUGUAAUGAUAGAUUCAGUACCAGACAUCACAAAGUUUGCCACACUUAAACGCCCUUUGGAGGACAUUUUAUCUUUGCUAAGUGAUGAAGAAGUGAAGACUGUUGUGAUUUGGGGGCCAUUGGGAGUUGGGAAGACCACAAUAAUGCAAUACUUGAAUAAUCAGGAAGAGGUUGCUGGGCGGUUUCAAAUAGUAAUUUGGAUAAAGUUGUCAGAGGAGAGGACAAUGGAAAAGCUGCAGAUGGGGAUAGCAAGUCGGCUUAAUUUGAAUUUGCAAGGCACUGAAACUGACAGGGAAGUUGCUAGAAGAAUAUCAGAAAAGUUGAAAGCUACAAAAUACUUGAUCCUUCUAGAUGACGUAAGGGGUGUCAUUAAUCAAGAUCAACUCAAGGAUAUUGGAGUCCCUGAUAACAAAUUAAAUGGUAGCAAAGUGGUUUUGACAACUGAAAAGCUUAGACUUUGCUGUGGGAUGGAAUCAAUUAGUGAGAUAGAGGUCAAAAGAUUAACUCAAAGUGAGGCUUUGGAGAUGUUUAAACAGAUAGUUACUGAUAAAAAAUUUAAAAUUCCUGGCAUUAAACAACAUGCUGAGUUGGUGGCUGAGGAAUGUGGUGGACUCCCUCUCAUGAUCAAGAUAGUGGCCAGUUACUUUAAAUUUAAAGUGUGUGCUGCUGAAUGGAGGAAUGGUUUGAGAGAGCUCAGAAAGGGGUUAACAGCUGGGAUUACGGGUUUAACAGAAAUACAUGAAUCCCUAAAGUGUUGUUAUGAUGAUUUGGAAGAUGAGAAAAAGAGAUGCUUGCUUUAUACUGCUUUACAUCCUGCAGAUACAAUGAUAUCCUCGGACUACUUGGUGGUGUGCUGGGCAGUUGAAAAGUUAUGUGGCAAUAUUGUUCACAAUGGGAGCUUCUACAGUGCAUGCGAUAAAGGCUAUGACAUAUUAGGACAUCUAAUAAAUGUUUCGUUGUUGCAGGCAGAUAAGAGGAUGGGAAGUGUCACAGUGAACAAGGUGGUACGACAAGUUGCCCUCCGUAUUUCCUCACAAGACCAUGCUGGUGAAUUUCUAAUUGGAGAUGAAACUGAAACUUCACCUGCUUCCCAUAUGAAUAAUGAUUGGGAACAGGCAACAAGAAUCUUUAUGAUUGAUGUUGAUGCAAAACUGGAGCACUUGCCAAGAAGCCCAACAUGCAGCAUGCUUUUGUCACUGCUUCUACAAAAGAAUCCUGAUUUGAAAGCAAUUCCUCCGUUAUUUUUUGAAACAAUGGAGAGGCUUCUAGUUCUUAACUUGUGCCAAACUGGAAUAACAUCUCUGCCGGACUCCUUUAAAAAGUUGAUAGGACUCAAGGCACUAUUUUUAAAUGAUUGUGAGAGUUUUUCUACGUUGCCUUCCCAAAUUGCACAACUUUGUCAUCUUGAGGUGUUUGAUAUUCGAGGCUGCAAGGUAAUCUUCAUACCAUCUUCUAUUAAAAAGUUGGGCCAGCUAAGGUGUUUCCGGGUUUCAUACUAUAAACCAGUCAUGAGGAAUGGCUAUGGAGGAAAGAAGACACAUUACAAUGUGAUUUCAAAGCUUAUCAAAUUGGAGGAACUGGUAAUUGAUGUGCUCUCUUAUGAUCAGUGGUGCACUGAGGCUAGAAAUGUUAUUCAGCAGGUGGCUUCCUUGAAGAAUUUAACUUCUCUCAAGAUGUGCUUUCCAAAACCAGAGGACCUCCGGACUUUGAUGGAAAGAAGGCAAGAAUGUCAGGUUUGCCAGCCGUUAUCUUCAUUUCAGUUUUCUAUUGGUAGCCAAAAUAGUCAUCCUAAAAUUCUAGACUAUUUCAAUCAUCCAAUAGAAAGAUAUUUGGGAUACAACUAUAACGGGCAUCAUAAUGGUUCCACCAUUUAUAAUGGAUUUCCUACUACAGAUGCAUUGGAUUUGAGUUGCAAUAACAAUAUUCCAUGUUUCUCAGACUUCAUCCAAGCUCAAGGCCUUAAUGGCGUUUUUGGUUGCCUGGUUGAACAAUGCAACAACAUGGAAACUAUUAUAAAUGGAAAUAAUGCAGGAGGCAGAGACAUCCUUCCAUCUUUGCAACAAUUACAUUUAAGGAAUUUGACACAUUUGAAAAGUAUUUUUGCGGGCCCAUUGUCAGGUGGCAGUCUUUCCGAAUUGCAAACAUUAGUGGUGAAAAGUUGCCCUAAGUUGACGGAGAUAUCUUCAAAUGGCCUAAUUCAGCAACUCCCACAACUCUUAAAAUUAACAGUUGAGAGCUGUGAUGAUAUUACUCAGUUGAUUAAGGGUUACGGUGGCAGUGGAUCAAUGUCAAGUCUUGAGGUCUUGGAAUUAGUUGACAUGAAAAAGUUAAAAAACAUAUGCGCAGAUGAAUCAUUGGCAUGGCCCAAGUUAAAGGAACUUCGAAUAGUUCAGUGUAAUGAGCUGAAAGAACUUCCUUUCAACAAAGAAAAUGCCGCUUGGUUAAAGUUGAUCAGAGGGCAACAAGCAUGGUGGAAUGACUUGCCAAACAAUGAAUUCAAAAGGCACUUCCAGUCCUCUGGCAUUCUCAGGUUUGAAGCUGGUUCAGAUUAAAUUAUUUUAAGCUGUGCUUAAGAGAAAAAGUUGGAAAGAGGAAAUGAUGGAAAGCUGCAUCAGUAGAUGGCUAUUUGGAAGCCUAAUAAUUAGUUUUACCUUUUUGUCAUUUUAGCAAGAAUGCUGUGCUUGUGUCUUGUGCUCUUUCACUUUCAUGUCCUAUUUUAAUCAUGUCUUAUGUUUCUACAACUAAUGUAAUGUUAAUCUUGGUCUUUGGGAACUUAUUCAGACCUGGCAACUAAUGAUACUUUCUUUUAUGUGUGGCUUAUGGCGUGUUAUUUGAACAACUGGCUUGGAGAUUCAGCAUGAAUACUUCUUGUAUUGGUGUAAUGGAGUUAUUGUCAUCAGAUUGUUGUCUAUUUCCUAUAGCUUGAAAAUUAACUGACGGAAUCAGU